AUGGCUUCAACACUGUCUCUCUACCUCAUGUGUCCAGUGUGUUUGAGUGACAUCAAUGAUCCAGUAAGUUUACCUUGUGAGCAUGUGUUCUGCCGACAGUGUAUUACAAGUUAUUUGGAAUUACAUGAAGGUGCUCACAAAUGCCCGGAAUGCAGACAAAACUUCACCAGACAAGAUCUUAAAGGUAACAACCGAGUGCUGAGAAAUGUUGUGGACAUCUUACAACAACAGCAACAACUCAAGACAAGACAACAGACUCCAAGGAAUGCUCAAGAAAUGCUAUGCUCUGAGCAUUUAGAACCACUAAAACUGUUCUGUGAGAAUGACCAGAGAUUGGUUUGCCUCAUCUGCAAGGAAGGAGAGAAACACAGUGAACACAGUUUCAAGUCUGUAAAAGAAGCUAUGGAGAUCAGUGAGAAGGUGGUGAGAGAUGCGUUGAGAUUUAUUUUACAUGACAACAAACAAAUGGGUGACAUGAUCUUGAGUCUUUAA
Messenger RNA from Sinocyclocheilus rhinocerous, 492 nucleotides. Its product is annotated as tripartite motif-containing protein 75-like. Gene Ontology annotation, molecular function: zinc ion binding. The record is from RefSeq and is a predicted model, not a curated record. NCBI's taxonomy places the organism in Eukaryota, Metazoa, Chordata, Actinopteri, Cypriniformes, Cyprinidae.